AUGUCGCAGUCAAUAUCGGCAUCUUCGGGCUCGAGUUCGGCGGCGGUCAAGGCCAAGCCGAAACCGUAUCCGUUCUACCUGGGAGGAUGUGCGGCGUCGAUAGCAGCGCUGUUUACGCAUCCGCUGGAUUUGACCAAGACGCGGAUGCAGACCGCCUCUGCGCGGCAAGGCAUGUUGUCCCUGCUUCUAUCCACCUUCCGUCGAGAAGGAGUCCGGGGGCUGUACGUCGGACUCACCGCAUCGCUGUUGCGACAAAUGACGUACAGCGUCACCCGCUUUGGGGCGUACGACAAGCUCAAGGAGCUCACACUGCAGAACAACGGUGGUCGACCCUUGGGCAUGGUUCAAAUGGCGCUGUGUGCAUCGGCGGCUGGCGCAGCUGGUGGCUUGGCUGGCAAUCCGGCGGAUAUCCUGCUAGUUAGGAUGACUAGCGAUGUCAACAAGCCCAAAGAGCAGAGGUACAACUACCGCAACGCCAUUUCCGGUCUCGUUCGCAUGACCAAAGACGAAGGUAUCGCAUCGCUUUUCCGCGGCCUCGGGCCGAAUACCGUGCGUGCGGUACUGAUGAACGCCAGCCAACUUGCUACGUACGAUGUCUUCAAAAACGCCCUGCUGGGAACCGGAUACUUCAAUGAGGGUACAACACUGCACUUCUCGGCGAGCUUUAUGGCGGGCACGGUGGCAACGACGGUCUGCAGCCCAGCGGACGUGAUCAAGAGCCGCGUGAUGAAUGCCCGUGGCUCGGGCGACGGCAUCGUCAAGACCCUCCGAAAAGAUGUGGCCAAGGAGGGCGUGGGUUUCUUGUUCAGAGGUUGGACGCCGGCGUGGAUGAGGCUCAGUCCGAACACGAUCAUCGUCUUUGUGGUGCUGGAGAAGCUUCGGUUGCUGUAUAACAAUGUCGAGUCAAGGAUCGUACCUAAGGGCUUUCUUUCGGGUCCUGGCGGUCGCCCUAGCCAGCCCAAGCAAAACUUCCUGCUGAGCUUCAUCAACACGCAGAUCCUCGCACCUCAACACCGCGCCGGCAACAUCAGCAUCGCUUGGGGAGUCAGCGUCUUCGUUGCGGGCAUCGUGGCUGCUCGCAACUUUGGAGACCUCAUCACUCCCGUCUUCUAA
Molecule: messenger RNA, 1113 nt
Organism: Moesziomyces aphidis
Lineage: Eukaryota; Fungi; Basidiomycota; Ustilaginomycetes; Ustilaginales; Ustilaginaceae
Source: the annotation of a GenBank genome assembly